CCGGCCCGGCCCGGCCCGCCCCUGCGCUCCCCACGGGGGGAGGCUGGAGCGGCAGAAGGGGCGGGCCGGCCCGCCCGCUGCCGUUUUCUGCGGGAGCGGUGCCGGAGGGUAGAGCGGAGCUGCGGCAGCUGGGACGCUAGUGGAGUUCAGAGCGCUUUGGUUACACCAGCGCCGCUGAGUGCUCAAAGUGUAGGUACUGCAAGCUUCUUGAAAACUACACGUUUCAUAGAAUAUCUACAGCAGCUGUGAAGCAAAUUAAAUUCUGGUGAAGCUUUUGAAGCACCUUGCAGCUUCUUCCUUUCACACAAACAUUUUUGUUGUUAUAGAAAAGACUCUUAAGCAUGCUUGCCUGAUUGAGUAAAGAUGGAGCUGCCUGGUCUUGCUUUUGCUGUUUGGAUGUUUAUUUGCUUCUGUGCAUCUGUGGAUGGCUAUCCGAAUGGAAAAGUAAGAGAAGCCUGCACUAGCAUGAUACCUUGUCAUGGUGGCUCUCCACAACUGUCACCUGAGCACACAAUUACAGUGGAUGAGACCAAAUUUAAACCAGGGGACAACAUAGAAGUUCAUCUGUCUGGGCCAGAAUUUGAAGGAUUUUUCAUACAAGCCCGGGAUGCAGAUCACCUGGAUAGCCCUGCAGUUGGUUCUUUUGUGUUAGCUGACCGGAGACUUUCUCAGCUUCUGACAUGUGGUCGUACCAAGAAUUCAGCUGUCAGUCACACAAGUAAAGCAAAAAAGAAAUACAUAAAAGUUUAUUGGAUUGCUCCUGGAGAUGCACCAAAACGUGUACAGUUUCUAGCCACAGUUGUGAAGAAAUACAGGACUUUCUGGGUGAAGAUUCCUGGUCCCAUUGUUUCUCAGCCUAAUGCACCAACCCCAACAACACCCUGGGGUGCAACAUCAGAGGCUGUAUUAACUUCACACCCUGUUUCCUACUUAUCAAAGCCAUUUAAUACAUCUGAUUGUGGAAGUAUGAAGUUCUGCAUUAGGAACCCUUCAAACUGUGAUCCUGAAAGUGCUUCCUGUUUUUUUCUGUCCUUCCAACAAGAGAAGAGUUCAGUACUUAUUGAAAUGAGUGGUCCAAGUGAAGGAUAUUUAGCAUUUGCAUUGUCUCAUGACCAGUGGAUGGGUGGUGACGAUGCGUAUGUGUGUGUUAGUGAGGACCACCAUGUACAUGUAAGCACUGCCUAUUUGAAGGGGCGAAGUCCUCCUGUUCUGGAUUCAGAGAAUACCCUUGAAGAUGUAUCAUGGAGACUUGUGGAUGGUGUUCUUCAAUGCUCUUUCAGAAGGAGUACUCGUCUUCCUGCUUAUAAAGGGAGAUUUGAUCUGGAUGCGAGCUACUACAUCUUUAUGGCAGAUGGGGAAGCUAGUGGUGGUGGACUAAUACAUAAACAUCGUCGUCAGCCUCUGAUCACUAGUGGAAUGUACAAUGUCACAGGCCUUCCUCAGGAUAUUGGAGGUUCCCGGUCUCCACGACUUAUCAAAGCUCAUGGAGCACUAAUGUUUGUUGCUUGGGUUACCACAGUUAGUAUUGGUGUUAUUGUUGCAAGAUUCUUCAAACCUGUCUGGUCUCAUUCAUUUCUGUUUGGAAAGGAGAUGUGGUUUCAGGUGCAUCGUAUGCUUAUGUUGACCGCAGUCAUGCUUACAAGCAUUUCUUUUGUGCUGCCUUUCAUAUACCGAGGAGGUUGGAGCCAUCAAGCAGGUUUUCAUCCCUAUCUGGGCUGUACUGUGAUGGCUCUGACAAUCUUUCAACCACUGAUGGCAGGCUUCAGACCAUCUCGUCAUGCACCAAGGAGGCACUUGUUUAACUGGUUUCACUGGAGUAUUGGUACAACAGCUAGAAUACUAGCUGUGGUGACUAUGUUCUUGGGAAUGGAUCUACCAGCACUUGACCUACCAGACCCAUGGGACACCUAUACAAUGAUAGCUUUUGUAGCCUGGCAUGUUGGUAUUGAUGUUCUUCUGGAAAUACACAGCUACUGUCUCAUACGUAAAGUUGAAGUGAUAGAGGAUGACAGAGUACAGAUACUGCAGUCACUCACGUCUGCAGAAGCAGAGGGUCGUCUGUUUAAACAGAUUGUGUUAACCAUCUAUGUCUGUGGAAAUAUAGUAUUCCUCAUUGCCUUCCUGGCAGCAAUCAACGAAAUAUGAAAUCAGUAAUUGUGAAUUUUGUGAUGAAAUAUUGUGUAUUUGAAACACGUGCAAGGAACGCUUUUUUCUCUGAAAAUGUAAUUGAAGAAUAAUAGCAUAUGUGCAUCAUGGUCAGUGUUAUGGAGAACUUGAAUUUAAACCUAUAGAGGAUGCUGCAGCCUGCAAAAGUUGUGUUCUGAUGUGACUUUUAAUGGGGAAGCCUUUGCCUGAGUGAGGAAUGAAGUCUCUGGUUUGUUUUAAGCACAAUAAUUAACUUGAUUGAAGCUUACAGGUUAAGAUGACUGAGAUGAUGUGCUGAAAAUGCAAUUUUCAUGGUCUGUUCCCUAAACCUUUUGUGAAUAUUACUGGGAAAACUGGGAAGAUUGAUUCUGACAACUUCCUGCUCGUGACAGUUUUCUACAUUAAAAGAAACAAACAAGCCCAAAUGACCUUUAGUGUAGUAAAAAACUGUCACAAAUGCAGGUUGAUGCAUGAGCUAAAUGCCGUUGUCUAUUUUUGCAGUUAAAUGCAAAAAUUAUUCUCUCUGCUCUAAGAGCAGUGCACUUACACAAGCAUAUGGGUUUGGGAACUUCAGUCCUAUAGUAAAACCACCAUUUGCCUCAUUCAAAGUACUGUUGUGUCCCAUCCCCUUCAGUGCUUCUAAACCAUACGGAGAAAAUGCGUUUGAAAUGUAAGUGCAUUAAACCCGGUUGUUUUUCUCUAAAACUCAAACAGGAAGAACCCAUCUGUGUGUGUGGAUUUCUGCGUUUUGCUGUCUUUGGUUGCUUAUGCCUUCUGAAUUUUCUGUGUGAACAGGAUGGGCUUAUGCUACUUGAUGCUUAAAUAGAAGUGAAAAUAUUUGCUCAGGAAUGUUGCAUUUGUAUUUGCACUAUUGAGCAAAAUAUAGAUAAGGAUUUGGUUAAAAUUCAGGAGAAGCUGCUUUGGUUAGUAUUAAGUGGGAGUACUUUGAGCUAGCACAUCUGGGAGACAGAACUGUCUCUAUAGGAAGGUGGAAGUGUUUGUUUUUCUUGGUUAACAAAACAUUUAUCUAAAUACAUGAACUGGGUGUGGAGAAUGGAGAGACACUAUAUUGUUUAACUUUUUUGAUUCGUGAUUUGCCUGCGUAUGGAAGGACAGUCAGUCUUGAAAUGGCAUCUCAGAAAUGUACAUUUAAUAUGCCAUACAAUACAGUGCUUUGCACUUGUUUUUGCAGCUUUGAACAGUAUGCUUCCACAUGUCUUCAUUUUGAUACUGGAAAGCAUUGAUUUUUAGUCAUAAGGUUUCAAAAUAUCUUCAGCCUGGGGCUACUAAGGUAGCUGGGAAUAAAGAUGUUGGAGUAUCGCAUAGAUAGUGAAUAGUGAGGGCUGGCUUGGUAUAGACCACUACAGCAACAUCUCUCUACUACCCAAUGGCCAGCCCUGUAAUACUGGUAUGUGUGGGUCAGGCAGUGGUUCUUUCAGUUUGCUAAAUCUGUCUGUUUCUGUCUCUUCCAUCUCCUCAAAUCCACAGUAAGACUUCUUGCUGGGAUGAGUCAUAUUCAGAAAGCUACAAGUUUGUUUGUGUUCUUCUUUUUGGCUGCUCAAGUAACUGGUUCAGCCAUAAGGGCAUUUAUAGAGCUGGGAUUAAUCUCUUCGUCGGCAGCAGACUGCAAGUGAGUCUAAGUUGAAUCAUCCCCAUUCUUCCUGGAAUCUGGGAAGGGGGGACUACAAAUGAAAUAGGCAAAAAACCAGGCUGAAAGGAAAGAACUGAGUGGCUAAUUGUGUGGGUUUGUGUUUUGUGGAGUUGUUCUUUUAUUUUUUGUGGGGUGUGUGUGAGGGUUUGUUUUUGUGUUUUGUUUUGUUUGAGAACUCUGAUUUCAAAAGCCUGGGAAUCAACAGGGCCCAUCUAGUGAUAAAGUUUUAGGGGACUCUUGUGCAUAACGUGAGUUUAUAGAAUAAAUUCUUUUAACAUAAGCACAAUUGAUGGCUUUUAAUUUGAAAGUCAAUGCCAGAUUCUUUCUGUAAUACAAUAGCUAUACUGUGUUGUUUCAUUUGCAUGUGACAAUGAACACAGGAGUUUUUAAAACAUGGAUGUGUAUAUAUAUAUUAAUAAAUUUUGUCUCUUUUAGUAAGGUGAAAACACUAUCAAAUAGAAACUAGAGAAGAAUAGACUUGCCUAGUAGCAAAAUGGAUUGUCUGUUUUCUUUGUAGAUGUUGUUUUAUAAAUUAAAGCAAUAUAAAUACUUCCUGGAGAAACUAUUAUUGAAAUGGAAUGUUAAAAUAGUUUUUCUGUAAUGCAGAUUUUCCUCAAGAAGAAAAAGAAAACCUUGUUUAACAUCUAAUACAGCUUUAAAGUUGGCAAAAUCGUCAGUUACUCUUUGGAUAACUUGUUCCUUCCCAGUGGUAGCAGUAUUGCAUAGUUUCUUCUGUAAGGCCUUAUGUGUGGUGUUGUAACUAAUUUGAUGGAAAGACUUGUUAAUUUUGUGUGAUGUUUGUUCGUGCCAUGACUCCUGCCCUCUUCUUUCAUGACUAGUAAGAGGAAGCAAUGUGUCAUUGUAUUCUUGUGACUUCCAAAAUUACUGGUAUACUCCUUUGGCGGGGGAAAAAAAGAGUCCGUGGAAGUGUGUGAUAUCAGCAGGAAGAUUGUGACAAGCGGUUUGAUUCUAGAGACAAUGGUGGCUGCUGUAUAUUUUCUUGAAUGGUAAAGUACUAUACAGAAGAAAACUCCCAUUGCUUUGCUUCAUAAAGGAAUCUUGCUGAAGUCAAGAAAACUUUUCCACAAAAAGAAAUCAAGAAGGUUUCAGUGUUCUCUUUUACUCUCAGAUUAAACUUGUGGUGACAAAUCAA
Messenger RNA from Columba livia (rock pigeon), 4949 nucleotides. RefSeq names its product ferric chelate reductase 1 (gene FRRS1). NCBI's taxonomy places the organism in Eukaryota, Metazoa, Chordata, Aves, Columbiformes, Columbidae. Gene Ontology annotation, biological process: intracellular iron ion homeostasis. Gene Ontology annotation, cellular component: membrane. The coding region runs from base 364 to 2145 and encodes 593 amino acids. The record is from RefSeq and is a predicted model, not a curated record. Gene Ontology annotation, molecular function: oxidoreductase activity, acting on metal ions. The transcript is spliced from 16 exons.